Messenger RNA from Bradysia coprophila, 813 nucleotides. RefSeq lists its product as uncharacterized. Lineage: Eukaryota; Metazoa; Arthropoda; Insecta; Diptera; Sciaridae. The record is from RefSeq and is a predicted model, not a curated record.
GGGUGACAGCCCAUUGUUCUAAUAUUCUCGUCUUCGAUAUCUCACGCACACAUAUGUAUCAAACGCGAAGCUAACUUCAUUGGAAAUGAAUGACUUUUCAAAUUUGUUUAUCUUUAACGUUUGAUCCGUUUCAUACAUUGAAUACAGUAACUUCAGAAGAGCCAUCAAUUCACUGAAAUUUAUUUGAUUAACGCUAAUAAUUUGCUAAAUGGUUCUUCAAUGUUGCGUGCGAGGCUGCGAGACUGUUGGAAAGAGUGGGUUUCACAGUUUUCCGACAAACAAAGUGUCGGCAGAACGGUGGAUUGUGGCAACAAAAUCGCACCAUUUGAUUGAUCGACUUGCAGCAAAUAAACUAUCGAAUUCAUUCUACAAAGUUUGUAGAAAGCAUUUUGCUGAUACCGACUUUACAAAAAAUGGAAAAGGGCAGAUCAUCAUCAAGCAAGAAUCGACGCCAAGCCUUUUCCUGCCCGAUGGAUUUCCAGUUCAUUUACCUACACGAAUGUCAGAAAAGCCCGUGAAUACUGAAGAACGUUCGCAUUUGCCAAUAAACGAUACCUCAAUGAAUCAAUCGAGAACCGACAGUGACAUUGUAGAUGACGACAAUUACAUUGACGUGGAAGGCCUAAGCUCAGAAGAGGAAGUACGCGAAAAGACUGGUCAAAAGCGAACGAAGCGCUCCAAAGAAACGGUUUGUGGAUUAAUUGGAUUCCGUGGGCAGUCUACCUUUUAUGUGUUUUGUUUUGUAUUGUGUUCGUCUUGUAUGUUGUAAAUGUUCAAUAAAAUUAGAGGCAAUGAUAACAAGAAACAAAUGAA